AUGCCUUCAAGAUAUUUGCCAGAUUUACAGCCAGGAGAAAGCUUGGAAACGUUUAUAGACGGCCACCUUCGACCACCGAGACAAUUUAAGGAAGCUAUGUUAAAAUCAGUCGAUACAGUUGUGAAAUAUCUUCAUCAACUCUCCACAAAAUACAGACAUUAUAAUAUUAAAGAGAUUGUCAAGAGUGGAUCACUUGGGAAAGGAACUAGUUACGGUGAAACUGCUGAUGUUGAUCUGGUGGUAUUUUUCAAUGGGUAUAAAACCAUGAACAGUUUUCUACAAGAUAAACCUAACAUAAUCCGAGAUAUCAAAUGGUAUAUGUGCAAUUCAGAUCCCGAUUCUUGGAGAUUUUUUGGAUGGUUAAGACCUAGUUAUCGUCCAAAAUGGAUAGAUAGCAUCCGUGUUGUAAGAACUACAGAUUACCAUGUAGAGUUUGAAGCUACGAUAAAUUUCAAUGGGAAAUUGGUUACUGUCCAUCUUGAUAUCUUACCAACGAUAGACAUCAUAGAUAUGCAUAAUGGGGUCAACUCAGUAAACAAGGAAAUAGAAAGCCAACCUCCAAAUAUUCGAGGACAUUACUCCGUGUGCUUUUGUAAACGCCAAAAACUUCUGUAUGAUGGCGGAAUGGCGAAAGUUAAGGAUCUUAUACGGUUGUUGAAAUAUUGGAAGAAGAAAAAUAGACUUAACUUAAAGUCGUAUGCUUGUGAGGUUUUGGCUUUAUGGGUUUAUAGAAAUCGUUUAAAUGAGAAUAAAUCUUUCAAAAUGGUUACUGGAUUUACAGAAGCUUUGGAAAUUUUGGCCUCUAAUCAAUCAGAUGAGAUUGUACCAUCAUACACAGGCAUAAAGAGUGAAUAUUUAGAUUGUUUCCACGAUCCGACCAACCCAUAUUCUCCUACCAUUACUGACUGGGGGUUUCAAGAAAUAAUCGACUGUGCUGAUAGAACUCUAAGAUCUGUGGAUAAUAUCGAUGAGGGAGAACAGGCAAUGAACCAUAUUGGCGUUACAUAUCAGUCAGAACUAUAUUGGUAUUAUUUCAUCACAAGAACUAUGUUAACGUUACAUAUCAGUCAGAACUAUAUUGGUGUUACUUCAACACAAGAACUAUAUCGGUGGUAUUUCUUCACAAAAACUAUGUUGGAUGUUAAAUAUCCUCCAGAACUAUGUCGGUGA
Lottia gigantea (owl limpet) is the source of this 1170-nucleotide messenger RNA. RefSeq lists its product as hypothetical. Gene Ontology annotation, biological process: defense response to virus; negative regulation of viral genome replication; regulation of ribonuclease activity. Gene Ontology annotation, molecular function: double-stranded RNA binding; 2'-5'-oligoadenylate synthetase activity. The transcript has 7 exons. The record is from RefSeq and is a predicted model, not a curated record. NCBI's taxonomy places the organism in Eukaryota, Metazoa, Mollusca, Gastropoda, Lottiidae. Gene Ontology annotation, cellular component: cytosol; nucleoplasm; membrane. The coding region runs from base 1 to 1170 and encodes 389 amino acids.